Oncorhynchus masou masou (cherry salmon) is the source of this 1712-nucleotide messenger RNA. Its product is annotated as somatostatin receptor type 5-like. Gene Ontology annotation, cellular component: neuron projection; plasma membrane. The record is from RefSeq and is a predicted model, not a curated record. The transcript has a single exon. NCBI's taxonomy places the organism in Eukaryota, Metazoa, Chordata, Actinopteri, Salmoniformes, Salmonidae. Bases 660 to 1712 code for a protein of 350 amino acids. Gene Ontology annotation, molecular function: somatostatin receptor activity; neuropeptide binding. Gene Ontology annotation, biological process: neuropeptide signaling pathway; cellular response to glucocorticoid stimulus; regulation of insulin secretion.
AUGGGGUGAGGGUGAAGAGGAGAGAGGAAGAAAAAAAAAGAAGCUGGAUUGCACUUUGUGGAGAAUGUUUAGUUUAGUUAUCAAAACAAAAGUAUUGUAACAGAUGGGGCUGGCUACACCUUGGAAACGGCAUAACAGCGGGGCUGGGAGUGCCAAGGGAGCUUAUUAGGCUUAUAGGAGAGCCAGAGGGAGACUGAUGGGGCUCGCAGCCGUAGACACGCACUUCAAUGCUGCAGGGGAGAUAUAAAAGCCCUCUCACACACAGCGUCCAGCUUCACUGAAGUGCUCCAUGUGACAUGGGUGUGAGUUUCUUACCACAGAGAAUGCUUCUUCCAGGACACCAAAGGACUCAGCUUGAAAGAUUUUAAAGAAAAAAGAAACAGUUGGUUUGGACGGCAUGUGACCACAGAAAUUGCCUGUCUUUGAGGAUGGAUGUUUUCUUGGGCUAAGUAACAGACAGGUUUUUGGACUUGUUUUUGUCAUGCUAAUGGUGGACAGGUACUGUCAAGCUGUUUGCAGAGGAAAAGACAGAAAUGUUUUUGAACUCGAACUGUUAUUGUGACUUUUUUGCUACUUUUUAUCAAGUUUUUCACAUAUUUUUUUAAAUGAUCCACAAUUUAUCCAAACCAAACUUUGAAAAACGGAAGUAUUGAGCGAAGAUGAACACCUCAUUCACCUCAGAGACGUUUUACAAUGCGGGGUCGAUAGCUGACCCCACCACCAGAUACCUGGACGAGGACAUGUAUCUGCAGGAGGAUCUGGAUGUGUUCAGUGUGACCAUGGCUGUUCUCUACCUGGCUGUGUGCAUCGUAGGGCUGGCCGGGAACACCCUGGUCAUCGUGGCCAUCUUAAAGCUGGACAAGAUGGCUUCUGCCACCACGGUGUACAUCUUCAACCUGGCCCUGGCCGACGGCCUCUUUAUGGUGGGCCUCCCCUUCAUCGCCAUCCAGAAUUUCCAGAACCACUGGGCAUUCGGGGACCUGGCCUGCAAGCUGGUCAUGGUCCUGGACGGCAUCAACCAGUUCACCAGCGUCUUCUGCCUGACCGUGAUGAGCAUUGACCGUUACAUGGCGCUGGUUGACCCGCUGCGGUUCGCCCGCUGGCGCACGCCCAGGCGGGCCAAGAUAGUCAGCGGCUUCCUGUGGCUGUUCUCUCUGUUGCCUGUCCUCCCCAUAACCAUCCAUUUCUCGGCUAGGGACGGCCUGUGUAACCUGGACCCCCAGGUGGCUUCCGACUCCUGGUGGCUGGCCUUCAUCACCUACACAUUUGUCCUGGGCUUUGCACUGCCCUUCCUGGUUAUGAUUGUCUCCUACACCGCCUUGGUGGUCACACUGAGGACCCACCACCACCAGGCCAGCUCCCCAGGCCAGGAGAGCCCUCGCCUGGAAACCCAGGUCACCAAGAUGGUGGUGGCGGUGGUGCUGGCAUUCGCCGUGUGCUGGCUGCCGUUCUACGCCUUCAACUUCUGCUCGCUGUACCAUACGGACCUGGUGCUGACCUUCGCCAGGUGCUUUGAGUUCGUGGUGCUGUUGUCCUAUUCCUGGAGCUGUGCCAACCCCAUCCUGUACGCCUGCCUCUCAGAAACCUUCGGACGCCACUUCCUCACUCUUCUCUGCCCCACCAAGUGGUUUCCCAGUGUGCAAUGCAACCCUGACACGGAGCGCUAUGACCUCAAUGAUACAAGCGGGAUGGGCAACAGUGCAGUGGCAUAG